This is a messenger RNA of Rhododendron vialii, 589 nucleotides long. RefSeq lists its product as uncharacterized. The record is from RefSeq and is a predicted model, not a curated record. The transcript has 2 exons. NCBI's taxonomy places the organism in Eukaryota, Viridiplantae, Streptophyta, Magnoliopsida, Ericales, Ericaceae. Bases 136 to 453 code for a protein of 105 amino acids.
CAAUUUCAAACUAAGGCCCCGGAAAGCUCAGGACCCGACUGUCGGUUGGCAUGGAUAAUUUCCGUGGGCUACUUAAUUGGAGGCAAUAUUUGCCUGAGGCAAAAAUGUAGUAGUUGGAGGGAAGAGAGCAAAUGAAUGAGAUGGCCCUGGCCCUCCCCAAUAGACAGAAGUUUAGUUGGGGACUGCUCUCUCUUCCCGGCGAACCUCCAUCUCCGGCGUCACUACCACCUCACCUCUCUGGUUCUCUUCUCCUUCUUUUCUUCCCCGGCCGAAAGCCGACCGCCGGCUGCCGCACGGUGCGGCAAUGUGCGCGGCUGCUGCUGCGCGCUUGCUGACUUUGUUACUGGGGAAAAACUUGGUGGAGCCAAAGAGAACUCUGUUUGGAUUUCAGACAGCUUCAAUCAAUUUCCAAGGAAAAGAGACACUAUAGAAGAUGAAAGUUCAUCCAUUUAAACUCUAAAAGCUCCACCACUUACGUAUUUUAAUUUAUAGGAUCUAUGGCUCCAAUAUAUUUUUGUGGAAUCUAAAUAGUUUGUGUUGGAUGUCUAGACCUCGCCAUGCCUUAUAAAAGUGAGAUUCUCUUUUCCAC